Messenger RNA from Tremella mesenterica DSM 1558, 732 nucleotides. RefSeq lists its product as uncharacterized. The coding region runs from base 1 to 732 and encodes 243 amino acids. The record is from RefSeq and is a predicted model, not a curated record. The transcript is spliced from 4 exons. NCBI's taxonomy places the organism in Eukaryota, Fungi, Basidiomycota, Tremellomycetes, Tremellales, Tremellaceae. Gene Ontology annotation, cellular component: cytosol. Gene Ontology annotation, molecular function: aldose reductase (NADPH) activity.
AUGACCUCAGCUCUGAAAACUGCAGUCUUAAAUGACGGUCGUCGAAUCCCCAUUUUGGGUUUCGGAACAGGUACAGCACAAGCUCAUACCGAUUGUACUCCAGUGGUUUUUUCUGCUCUGUCAGCGGGAUUGAGACACCUCGAUUCGGCAUGGCACUACAAGAAUGGGAUGUAUACCAGUGCGGCGCUUCGUGAGAGUGGAUUGAAAAGGGAGGAUGUGUGGAUUACCAGUAAGGGAGGAGAUUAUGAUGGAAAGUCUGAAGAUUUCGAUGCUUGGUGGUAUAUCAAAGAAAUCUUGAGAGAUUUGGGAAUGGAAUAUGUCGAUCUUUUUUUGAUCCACGCGGAUAUCCUCGUUGGUUCAGUCACCAAAGCCUGGAAACAGAUGGAAGAAAUUAAGAAAGCCGGUUUGGCCAAAUCUAUUGGUGUAUCCAAUUUCACAACGGAAAAUCUGCAGGCUGUGUUGGACAUGUGCGAGAUACCUCCUGCCGUCAACCAAAUUGAAUUUCACCCUUAUUCUCUCCCCAUCUACGCCCCCACUCUCCUUCCGCUAUGUAGGAAACAUAGCAUCCUCAUCGAGGCUUAUGCACCAUUGAUGAGUCUCUGGCGUCAUCCAAACGGACCAGUGGAUGAAGUGGUGAAAACCGUCGUCAGUGAACGCGGAGGGAAAGAGAAUGAAGGACAAGUUUUGUUAAUGUGGUCUCAACAGGUUACAGGUGGUGUGGUCUUGACGUGA